UGGAAACGCGACUUAAUAAAAGUGACACAUUUGCAAAGAUCCGUGACCCACGAGGCCACUAACAGAGCUUCAAAAAGUUUAAAAAUAGUAAAAUAGUUGGUAAUGAAGUGCCGAACAGUUUAUUUUGAAUUGCAGUUCGAAAAUUGUUUAUACAUAAAUUUCUGUUGUUAAAAUAGGAAUUGGAUUCUUAUAUCUUAGUCACGAUAAUCUAGAAAUAUGGCUUCAAAAGUAACACUGUCCCAGGCUCUGGGUACAGAUGGAAGUGAUUUUAAUCAUAGACAAAAAAUUGCUAGUCACUAUCAGAUCAGCGCAACAAACAAAUCAAGACUGAAAUAUUGUAUAUUUUUUCAUUAUCUUCUUUUCUUCGUUAUGCUUGCCAAGUUGUCAGCUGAUAUUUUAGACCAUUUGGAUAUAUUCAUCUUGGAGAUUGAAGAAUUACAAGUACCUCAGCCUUUGUGGUGGGAAUAUAUUUGGUGUACGAGUUUGAUGUUGAGUUUCCUUGCUUUAUCUGCCAUUAAAAGAAAUAGAAUUAAAACAUUACAACAAUACAUGAUCGGCAUAAUCCUACUAGGAUACGGUCCAUUACUUUAUGCAGUUAUAUAUUAUUUCAAGGAUGUUUGGAAAUAUUUAACUGUUGGCAAAACAGAUGAGGUUCAUUUUUGGCAGGAUCUACCAUAUGGGUUAUUAUGGUAUGCAUUUAUUCUCUUAGCAUCUCAAGUUCAUUCUUUUUCUUUGUUUUUUUCCUGGAAUCUUUUGGUGGCUUGGAAAACACGGGGAAGUAAAAGAGCUGAUUAAUUUAACAAUAAAACUCAUUGAAAUCAAGCAUAUCUGUGAGCAUUAUUGAUAUAUACAAUGAUAUAUACAUAUAUGUACUAUUAACUCUGAAAUUAAAACUAUGAAAAUAUUGUUAAUGUGUAAAUAU
Messenger RNA from Frieseomelitta varia, 922 nucleotides. RefSeq names its product protein jagunal (gene jagn). The transcript is spliced from 4 exons. Gene Ontology annotation, biological process: vesicle-mediated transport; endoplasmic reticulum organization. NCBI's taxonomy places the organism in Eukaryota, Metazoa, Arthropoda, Insecta, Hymenoptera, Apidae. The coding region runs from base 217 to 795 and encodes 192 amino acids. Gene Ontology annotation, cellular component: endoplasmic reticulum membrane. The record is from RefSeq and is a predicted model, not a curated record.